GCUCGGUUAUUAGCAAGAGAGCGAUGUGAUGAGGAAUCAACGUCGGCUGAGGCCGAGGCCGCAACCAGCCGGUUAGGUUAGGUGUCUUGUCAGUGUGACGUUGAGAAAAAAUUACAAGUCUCGCUUAUCACUCUUUGACACCUGCUUACGUGAAUUUGAUUUCGCGCUUGUGUAUUCUCGCUGCCUGAAUUCUUAUACUAAAACAAGCUUGUGGAUGCAUAACGCAUGGGAGAUUAGUUUUUCCCUUCCAACUGAGACAAACUUAUAAAUACAAUGUGGUAAAGAAAAGAAGCCAAGAUGAGCUGUUCUGUGGAAUUACGCCAGCGUAGGCAACAGGGGAUGGCGGAGGAUCCUCAUAAACUCGCGGCGAUGAUGAAUAAAUCUCAAAGACUGGUACUAGGACUCUUAGUUCUACUGCUGGUCGAUAUAAUUUGGGUUUCCAGUUCCGAGCUUACCAAAUACAUCUACAGGGAUGAAACAUUCGAGAGGCCAUUUUUUAGUACAUAUGUAAGAACAUCUAUGUUUACAUUUUAUUUACUUGGCCUAUGCUUUUGGCCACCCUGGCGGGAACAAUGUAAUAAACCUGCAACAUAUAUGUUUAUAGAUCCCAAUGUUGAAGAUGAUAACUUUUAUUCGGAGGCUAAUACAAGUCUAAGCGAUCCAACGUUUGUUCCAAUAAAAACACCAGAUCAUUGUGAUCGUUCGUCAGGAACGGAAAGUGAUGAUUCGUCCAUUCGUUCUGUACGAUUCAGCAAACUGGCGGAAGUACGCCAUAUGUCCGAAAGUGAUGCCACCGAGGCUUUAUUGGCACGACUUAGUUAUCAAGCCAGUGUCAGAGCUGGAGAACAAGCGAGACGACAAGCUAACAAAUUCUCUGUACAAAAAGUGGCUAAGCUAGCUCUUAUGUUUUGUUUAUUUUGGUUCAUGGCGAAUUAUACACACCAGAUGUCAUUGGAACAAACUCCAGCUAGAAUUGUCACUGUAUUGUCUUCAACGUCCAGUUUAUUCACUUUAUUUCUCGCUGCUUCUUUUCCCAGUAAUGGAGGAGACAAAUUUACGCUGUCCAAAUUAGCUGCUGUGAUAGUUAGUAUCUUCGGACUGGUAUUGGUCGGUAUUUCGGAUUUAACUAUAGAAAGUAAUAAUAUGUCAACGGGCAUAAUAUUAGCUCUAGUCAGUGCUUUUUUCUAUGCUGCAUACAUUGUAUUUUUAAAAAGAAAAGUAGAUCAUGAAGAUAAGAUGGAUAUACCAAUGUUUUUUGGUUUUGUGGGAAUAUUCAAUUUAACACUUCUGUGGCCUUUGUUCUUUAUUCUUCAUUAUGGUCACUGGGAAGAGUUUGAAUGGCCCAAUAGCCAUCAGUGGACAUUCCUAAUUAUAAACGGUCUAAUUGGUACUGUUUUGAGCCAAGUUCUUUGGCUAUGGGGUUGUUUUUUGACAUCGUCUCUCGUAGCAACAAUGGCUGUAAGCUUAACAAUGCCCAUGUCAAUGGUAGCCGAUGUUCUCUUGAAAAAAGUUGAGUACCCUUGUAUUUUCUAUUUGGGAAGUAUUCCAAUGCUUUUAGCAUUCCUGACGGUAUCUCUUUUAUCUUAUUAUGACAAUUGGGAUCCUGUUAUGGAUUUAAUUAAAAGGUUUUUCAUCUGGAUAUGCAGAAAAAACAGAUCUACAAGGAUUCCAGAUCUUGAGGCAGAGCAAACGGAAUCUUUAAUAGGAAUAGACAGUGGUGAUCAUGAAGCUUAACAAGACAAUAAUGAGAAAAUUGAAAAUACGAUAAAACUCCUCGUAUGUUACAUACAUCAUUGUAAUAACAUCUUAAUUAACAUGCACACAUUUCUCGAUAAGUACGUGCCUCCAUUUGCCGUAAAUACCCGGUUUUAUUUAAAUCGUCUUAUGUAAGUUUUAUAUCUUAUUGUGUGCAAUAAUGAUUAUCACAAAGUCUCCUACUUUUUCUACGCGAAUGUAUCUCUUUAUUUUGUACUAACAUUACAAAAUGAUUACUG
Cyphomyrmex costatus is the source of this 1994-nucleotide messenger RNA. RefSeq names its product solute carrier family 35 member F5. The record is from RefSeq and is a predicted model, not a curated record. Gene Ontology annotation, cellular component: membrane. The transcript has 9 exons. The coding region runs from base 298 to 1734 and encodes 478 amino acids. NCBI's taxonomy places the organism in Eukaryota, Metazoa, Arthropoda, Insecta, Hymenoptera, Formicidae.